CCUAAAGUACUACUUACACCCCGACACCUGCAACUCCAACAAAGCUCAACAACUUCUACCUUUACAUAUCCCCGCCAUAGACGAAACCUCUCCCUCUGCGAUCGAUCUCGAGAUAUUCUACAAUGAAGGAUCCCUUCUUCAUCCCGCCAAUACCAUGGCUGUCCGAGCUGGUGCAGCCGUUCAGUGACCGAUACAAUCUCCCUUCGCUGCCACUGCACAUCCACGAAGUGCUUCUGUCUGCUAUAUUCUAUUCACUCAUUUUCUGGCCCAUUUCGCCGAUUUUGUCAAGAUUAAUAGCUCCUCAACACUAUUCCAAGUUACCUCGCAAGCGACGACUCAACUGGGAUGCUCACGUGGUGUCUUUUAUCCAAAGCACCUUGAUCAACAUCAUUGCACUCUGGGUCAUGGCAGUAGAUCAAGAGAGAGGCAAUAUGGAUCAGGAAGAGAGGGUAUGGGGAUAUACCGGUGCUUUAGGUAUGGUCCAGGCCUUGGCGGCUGGCUAUUUUGUAUGGGAUCUGUUUGUGACCAGCUUGAACCUGGAUGUGUUUGGGCUCGGAACACUUGCGCACGCGAUCGCAGCUCUGCUGGUCUACACUCUUGGAUUUCGUCCCUUUGUCAACUACUACGGACCUACCUUCAUCUUAUGGGAGCUUUCCACGCCCUUCCUCAACAUUCAUUGGUUUUUUGACAAGGUCAACAUGACCGGAUCCCGCCCUCAGCUGUACAACGGCAUUCUUCUGCUCUUCAGCUUCUUCUCUUGCCGACUCAUCUAUGGCACCUUCCAAUCGUUUUGCAUAUUUAGAGACAUAUUCUCUGCUGUCAAUGCUCACCCAGCAAAGGCGUUUUCUCAAUCGCCCGUCAUGAUUUAUGCGACGUCAGAGACCACUGUUCCCUCUUGGCUUGCAACGUCAUAUCUCGUGUCAAAUCUCACUCUCAACUUUCUCAACUUUUACUGGUUUAUUAUGAUGAUAUCGGCUGUUCUUAAACGAUUCCAGCCGAACGAGAAGCACGAGAACGAGAAGCACGAGACGGUUACAGAAGCUGAAGUGGACUUGUCCUCGGUUGUCUCUGGAAUCUCUAGGGGCUCAGAGCCGCAGCGUCGGAAGCAGGAGAAGUCUUGAGACUUGGGGCAGUGAUUUUUGCCUUGACUUCCGUAUGACUGUUAUGAUGUUUAUCGAUUGGGAAGAGAUGAUGCCUUCAUGUGUCUGUGUCAUGGGGCUGCGCGGUGCGGUCAGGCGACCUAGACGGCUACAGGUAUGAGACAUGGUGCCGGUGCUAUGCGGGGGGAUUUCUUGCUAGUGUUGGGGUUUCGAAUUAUGGGAAUGCUGUAUGGUAAUUGGUUAGACUUUUGUUUUUUAUAUUUUUAUCCUUAUUUUUUUUUUGUUAUUAUUAUAUUUUGUUUUCAAGACGACGGCUGG
Molecule: messenger RNA, 1418 nt
Organism: Trichoderma harzianum CBS 226.95
Lineage: Eukaryota; Fungi; Ascomycota; Sordariomycetes; Hypocreales; Hypocreaceae
Exons: 2
Coding region: 123-1121 (332 amino acids)
Biological process (GO): lipid homeostasis
Cellular component (GO): membrane; endoplasmic reticulum
Source: RefSeq, a predicted model, not a curated record